AUGGCUCUGGAGGCCCAGACGCCCGCCGUCUCGGGCGGGUGGUUCGCCGUGGGCUGGUCGGCAACCGGCAAGAUGUACCCUGCUGAUGCCGUCAUUGUCAACACCGAACUCUACGGCGAAAUUGGCGGCUAUCAGAUGAUUCACGACUCGGCCACGGCCCUCAUCCCCACCACGAGAUUCGCGCUGGGUGCAGGCGCCACCUACAUCAAGCCCGCUUCCACUUACCCCAGCGGCGCUGCUACCACGUACCCCGGCGGCGCUGCUACCACUUACCCCGGCGGCGCUGCUACCACUUACCCCGGCGGCGCUGCUUCCACGUACCCCGGCGGCGUUGCUACCAUGAACACCACCAGCGGCGUCAAGAGCCCCGGCGGCGCUGUCCCGUACGCCGGCAGCGGCGUUGCCACGUACGUAUUUGAGUAUAAUAUCGCGCUUACCCUCUGCAACCUUCGUGCUGGGCUCGGCCACCUACACCAGGCCUGCUUCUACGCACCCUGGCGGCGCUGUCCCGUACGCCGGCAGCGGCGUUGCCACGUACGUACUACGUGCAUUCGUGCUUAUCUGGUAAGCAGAGGGGCCCUCUCUAGCAGAGAGCCCCUCUCUAGCAAAGGGGCCCUCUGUUCUCUGUUCAUAGUACCGAGCAGGUUUCCCCCGGACCCCGUAUCGCAUCGCACUUACCCUCACUCGCACCCUCGUACCCCCUCUCACCACCACCUCCCACCCCACCCCACCCUCUCCCCCCUGCAGUUUCUCCCGCACGUUUCUCCCGCACGUUUCUCCCGCACGGUGGGCACGGGCGACCAGAUCAACUUCGUGAACGGACCCAUGAAGACCAUUUGGGCCUACUCCGACGGCGAGUCAACCUCGUUCAACGCCGGCCACGCCACCCAACGAGGCGUCGUCACAAUCGAUUACACCUGCAACCCCAACGCCGUCAAUCCCCCGCCGCCCGCCCCUUCUGCCAAACCUCCGCCUCCCGCCCCUUCCACCGCCAAACCCCCGCCCCCCCCUGCUUCCACCAAACCCUCCCCCCCGCCACCUGUCGCCCGCGCCUCCCCGCCUCCCCCGCCGUCUUCCACGCCCAAGCCGUCUCCUCCUCCUCCUGUGUCACCCCCUGCUGGAGGCAUGGCGUGUGUCAAGUCAUCACUUGCUGGGUUCUCGUACCAAGUGGCUCUGAAUGGACCCCUAGUCCUCCUCCAUUGGACCUUUGCCACCAAGAGAGUCAUCAAAUUCGCCAUAGAGGUCCUCCUCCAUUGGACCUUUGCCACCAAGAGAGUCAUCAAAUUCGCCAUAGAGGCUCGCAAGGGCGCUCUUGCCAAGGGAGGCUGGAUGGCCGUUGGAUGGUCAAGCAACAAGGGCAAGAUGAAGGGCUCAGAUGCGGUCGUUGGGAAUCUGCCUGGAGUGGUGGCAGUGCACUUGGGUGGUUACAGCAAGAAGCUUGUAACGAGGACGAAAGCGUUUAAUAUCGGCUCUCCUGGCGUUGCUGUUACUGCAAAAGGCAGCACGGCAAUUACAUUUGCCAGGAAGGUGGGCACGGGGAAAGUACCAAUCAAGCUCAACGCCACCAACUACCUCAUCUGGGCUUUAAGCAACACCACCACCAAAACCUUCUCCUUCCAUGGCAACAACCAGGGCGGCCUUGCAGUCGACUUCUCGUGCUACAAGAAGCCCCGGUACCUCUGGGGUGGCGGGCCCGACUACAAUGAUGACUCGGACUAUGACAACCCGCCUCCCUCUGGUGGCGGCGGUGGUGGUGGUGGUGGUGAUGAUGACGACGAUGACGAUGAUGAUGACCAUCAUGACGACGACGACGAUGACGACGAUGACGAUGAUGAUGAUGACGACGAUCAUGACCACCACCACCGUCACCAUGACGAUGACGAUGAUGAUGACGAUGAUGACGAUGACGACGACCACCACCACCACCGCAAGUCGAAACAUCGCAAGUCGUCGGCCAAAAAGUCAUCCAGCAGCAAAUCAACCUACCGCUACAGCGUCCCUAUCCCACACGGUUCCUCCAACCCGUUGGCUGGUGCUGCUGCAAGCAGCAAGCGUGCCAUGAACCAUUUGUUCGGGCAGAAGCCGUUGGGCCAACAACAGCGUGUUCCUGGUGCUGCUGCUGGGUGA
Molecule: messenger RNA, 2127 nt
Organism: Closterium sp. Naga37s-1
Lineage: Eukaryota; Viridiplantae; Streptophyta; Zygnematophyceae; Desmidiales; Closteriaceae
Source: the annotation of a GenBank genome assembly